AAGAAAGGAAGAAGAUGAAGGUGAUGAUGGGUGGAGAGAGGGAGAUGAAAGAGGGGCGACUGAGAAGAAAAUUAGGGCUAGAAGUUAGUUUUAUAUUUUAGGGUUAGAUUUUUUUUUAAAAUAGAUUGAAGCCCAUAACUGAUUCUUUUUUUAAUGCCUAUUUGCAUCGGUUGUGCACUGACGCCAAUAGUGUAUAUAAUGGCUUUUUGUGUCAGUUGUGGACCGACGCUAAUAAUGUAUAUUUAUAUUUUUAUAUUUCAUCUUUUACUUUGGUUUUUAUCUUAGCGUAUAAUAGAUAACUAACGCUAAUUAAUAAUUAUUUUUGUCAGUGGAUAACUGAAGCAAAAAAGUGUGGGUUGACUUUUGCGUCGGUCAACAAGUUUGACUUACGCAAAAACUCCUUUUUGUAGUGAAAGUUAGUUGUUCUCUUGGGUGAAUGAUUUUGUUGGCACUUAUGCACGUGAUCAACUCAAGCAGAGUCGAUUUGAAAAGGCUGCUAUUGAUGUGUUGUCUGCUAUGACUAAAGUUUUAAAAUCUUCUAAGACUUAUCCUGAUGUUCCUGGUGAUGGUGACUUUUCUAGUUCUUCAGAUGGUGAUGGUGCUUUCUCUGUGCAUUCCCCAGAGAUCUCUCCAUCGAUAUGGAUGUAGAUCCAUCUGUGGAUAUGGACCAUGGUUCUUCUAUCCCUAAGUCUAAUAUUUAGCUUUUUUCUAUGGGUAUUGAUCAAGGUCCUUCUAGUUGUGCUGCUGUCCUUGGGGAGCCAGUUACCGCAUAUGUCUAGGGGGAGAACAUUAUUUUUGAUAUCUAGGGGGAGCAAGGUCUUGCAAAUGUUCAGAAGGAUUCAACAACUGCUGGGGUCCAGGGGGAGCAUUCCACUUAGGGGUGGGCAUCAUCUAAUACAAUCCAAUUCAAUCGAAUCAAUUCAAUCCAGUCCACUUACAAAAAGUUUGAUAUCCAAUUAUAAUGGGAUGGGAUUGGAUGUUAAAAGUUGGAUUUUAAUUGGAUUGGAUCGGUUUUUGGAUGUCAAUCUCAAAAUUCAAUUAAAAACCGAUCCAAUCCAAUUACAUUUAUAUAUUUAAAAAUUAUUUAUAUAAUAAAAAAUAUUGAAAAUAUAAUAUAUAUUUAUUAUAUUUUAUUAGAUUUUUUUUGUAUGUUGAAUUUGUAACACUUGAUUGUUUUGUAUAUUUAUUUUUAUAAUGUUUUGUUCUAUUUUAUUACAUAAAAAUGUUGUUGUUUUAAUUAUUUAAAACUUUUAGCUACAUUACACUUAAAAGAAUAAUAUAUUUAUGACGUAUUAAACUUAAAUAAAGGGUGAUACUUAGCUUUUACGUAUUUUUAUUCAUAUUUUUAGGUUAAUAUUGAAAUUUAGUUGUGUAAUUAGAUAUCCAAUUAAAAAACCGAUCCAAUCCAAUUCGUAAUUGAAUUGGAUUAGAUUGAAUUUUGAGGUCUAAUUGGAUUGAUCGGACAAUGAUUUUCCAAAUCCAAUCACUAAUUGGAUUGGAUCGGAUGAGGAAAAAAAUGUUGUAUUGGAUCGGAUGCCCACCCCUAAUUCCACUGAUGUUCUUUCUUCUGUUCCUGAUGACGAUGCUACUUUAGUACAUGUUUCCUCUACAUCUCUUGUUGCCUAUUCCAGCAGUGAGUAAUUAUGAUCAUCGAGGGGGAGAUUAAGUGUUUCAUCUUUUGUACAAAUACUCUAAAUAUUGUUCAUAUUUUGGGUUUAGUUUUUUGUUUGGUUGUUUUUGCCUGUCUAUUAAACUUAACCUUGUCAGUUGGUAAACUGUCUUAUUGUUCUUCUUUUUUAUUGGCAUUUAUUUUUGUGUUUUGUUACUUUGUGUCUCUCUUCCUGAAUAUUGUGCUUGGUCGUUGAUCAUAAUUUGCCAAGGGGAAGAUUGUAAGUACCAUGUUUUCUAUAUGGCAAAUUAUGUGGCUUUUUACUAUUUUAGUAUAUUGAAUUCUGGUUGUUGUCUUGGCCUAUUGAGUUGUUCACCUAUGUUGGUCUUAGUUGCUUCUAGUUAGUCUGAUUUCAUAUAUAGUUUGCCAAGUAAACUUUUUUAAUUCUUUUGUCUUUUAUUCAGUUCAGUUUGCGCCAACUGGCUUGAACUGUUGAAUUAGUUAGCUGAGUUGGUUUUUUCAAAGUAUGGUAUAUAUUAAGCGGAUAUUACUUUUUCUAACUAACUCUCAUUUUUAGCAUCUUCUAGUGAUUCUUGUUCUGCUAGGGCAAAAUAUUUUUCUGUGUUUCUUUGAUUGUGACUCGCAGAUAGUAAUUCAUUGGAUCUUCAGAGGUUAAAGAAGUGUGAAUUUGCAAUGUCUGAAGAGAGUUCAGACUGAUCUGCUGGAGGAAUUUCAUCUUGGUGGAACCAAGUGCAGCUUGUCUUCUUGGAUCUAAGUGUGCUUAAAUCCGUGCUCUUGAUUGUUUUCAAGAGUUAGUUAAAUCUUGUGUAAAGUCAUUUCAGAUAAUGUUAUUUAAUUUGUAAAAUUAGAACUAGUGAAUGUAAUUAAACGAUUUAUAGUGAAUAUUACUUUACCCGAUUCUUGGGGAACCAAGCCCUACUCGAUUGGAAUGUGUUUUUGAUGCGGAGGAAACUUGUAAAUCUGGUGUUCAUUGAUUUAUCUUUCUAGACUUAACUCAUCAAGAUAUAUUGUUAAAUUAAUUACUUAGCUUUCAGAAUUAAAAGUACUUUCAGAAGUGAUGAUAUUAUUUUGCUUAUUCCAGUUAGGACAAUGUUUUAAUAUUUUUCUAUUAUUUUGUAAUUAUAUUUUUAUUGUUUUAAAAUUGUUUUCAUGUAGUUUGUUAAGCUAUUCAAAAGUUAUUUUUGAAUUGUUUAUUUUUUUUAGAAACACAAUAUUUUUAUAAUUUUGAAACUUUAAACACAGUAUAUUUGUAAAGUUAGUACAGAAAAAAAUAUAAAAAAAUUCUGUCCCAAUAUUUUUGUAAACUUUUUCAAUUUUACAGUAUUUCUAUAAGUUUUCAAAAAAACAAAAAAAAAUCACUAAAUAUUGGGAUUAUGAGCCCAGUGGAAAGUUUUCCAGUUAGACCAGAAAGCCCAAUGUAAAUGGGGCCAUUGCGGGAUUAUGGGCUUUCGGGUACAUGUCUGACAUCAGAGGCAGAGCCCAUCUUCUUCUUUUAUAGUGGUACUCCCGCGCGACCUCUGACAGACUGUCAUUACUCUCCUCUCCAUUGCUUCAGUCUUUUCUUGUCAUCGGCGCUCCGAGCAUGGCUGCUCGGUCUCACCUGAUCAUAACAUUUUACUAGGGAGGCACAGUUGUGCCAUUGGCGAACCAGAAGGCAAAAUGUCUGCUGCACAGGAAGGAGUUCUUGGGCGCUCUAAGGCAGAGUGGACUCCAUCUCGCGAUGCAUGUUUGGUUCAGCUUUUCAUUGAACAGCACAAUUGUGGAAGAACAGCUUAUAAUGAAUUCAAAAAUGAAGUUAUUAGGUCAGUAACCCGCGAUUUUAAUAAGAAGUUUAGCAUGAAUUUAGAAGAGAACCAGAUAAAAAACCGAUACAAUGUGAUGAAGAAAGACUAUGGUGUUGUUAAAACUCUUCUUAGUCACACUGGCUUUAGCUGGGACGAAAUACGAAAAAUGGUUGUGGCUGAUGAUAAAGUUUGGGACAACUACAUAGCAAUAAAAAGUGAAGCAAGGCCUUUUAGACGCAAGAGCUUUCCUCUUUACAACCAAAUGGCGAUUAUCUUUGAAGCAGGAGAAUCAAGAUCCGUUAUGAAACACCAAUUCCCAAGUGGACUGCUAGUGACAGCUGAAGAGGGAAAUAGUAAUACUGAAACAGUUCGAUCUUCAGAGCCUACUAACCUUCCAGCCCAGGUAGUUGAUGGCACCCCCGAUUCGGAUUCAAUGAUCCGAAUAGAUGACAAUGACAACGACGAUGAUGAUAAUAAUAGGCAACAAAUGAAGCUGAAAUCCGAGGCUCCUUCAAUGUGUGGUCAUAAAAGAAGAAAAUGCUAUAAGGUCAGAGAGACCAUAGAAAACACCUUAUACGAAAUGUUUUGCUCGGCCAACUUAAAAGCUGCACAAAGAAAAGCAUUUAGUGAGAAAACACUGUACCAAAAGUGCCUUGAGGAAUUACAAGGAAUUGAAGAGCUUGAUGACAUGGAAUUUACAAAAGCUGUUAAUGUUCUUAAGGAUGACAAAAAUGCAGUUGCUUUCAUGACUAUAAAAGGACCUCGGCGGUUAAUCUGGUUGAGGUCUCAAUGGCCAGCUUCAUAGUCUUAGUUUUGCUUUUUGUUUGCUGUAGGUGAUAUCUUGUAUUACUUAAUCAAGGAGAGACUCAACUUGACUGCCCCUUUUGGCCUAUUAACAUGGAAAUGUUAUUGCUUCUUCAAGAGUAUUCUCCUUCCAAUUUUCGCUAUAUAAAUAUAAAUAUUUGAUCA
Messenger RNA from Cannabis sativa, 4383 nucleotides. RefSeq lists its product as uncharacterized. Lineage: Eukaryota; Viridiplantae; Streptophyta; Magnoliopsida; Rosales; Cannabaceae. The record is from RefSeq and is a predicted model, not a curated record. The transcript is spliced from 4 exons. The coding region runs from base 3290 to 4219 and encodes 309 amino acids.